CCGCCCUUCCCGCUCCGCCGGCCGCUCCUCGCGGCAAUCGCGCGCCAACCUCAGCCGCGGGAGGGCGCCUCAGUCGCCUGUCGCGUUCCCUACCACGUGCUUACUAUUUUUGCAUCUGUGUGAGUGACUCCGGUUGAAUUAUUCCGUGUCAAUACGCCUUUGCCGGUACGAUGCGUGCUUAGCAUAGGAAUCGCCCGAUUGUCUGUCGUGUGUAAAGGACUAUGUUUGUUCCUGGCCAUUAUUGUCGCGCCCGAGGGGUCGCCGAUUAAUAUCGUGUGCUCAGAAUGGGUUAAUCUGACGAUACACACAAUGCAAUGACUCUUACAGUGAAGGAAAGUUUCUGUGUAAGAAGUUUCUGAAUGGGAUGACACAGUGAAGUCGCAGAUAUGGACGACAGCUCACCAGAUCUGUCGCUGAAACUGCGACGGGGCUCGAGCGACUCCCGGGAAUCCUUUUAUAUGGAUUUCGCGCAGGGGAUCGACUCGGACAUCGAAGAAGUGACCACGAUUGAACGAGUGAUCCCAGAGCAUCCCGGCGGGAGGACAGAGGGAGAUGCCGAUACCCUCGCCACGCCGUCCGGUCUGGAGGAAAACAAGGAGCUGGGGCAAUGUUGCUACUCGAUCCCGGCUAACAACAUGUCAGGCGGGUCUCGAGUAUCCCAUGGCACCUUCGGCCCGGAGUCCGAAAUGUCCGGCAGCAGUGCUCCUCCGUUACCAAGUCCAGCAUCAGCUGGAGCAGCGUUGGUGUCUCCGGAGACCCUAAGCCGGCAUAGCAGUCCCCCUCCGCUUCCUGCACACCCUAUUCACCAACCCGCACCAUCGUGUUCUUCGCAUAGGGUGCACAUGGAAUCACCUAUGAGGCUAUCCAGUCCACCAUCGCUCUCCCUCGGAGGGUCGCUUUCUCUUCAACCAGUUCUUUAUGGUCCAACUGGAGGGCCCCCUCAUGCCCCUCUGCCACCUGUCAGACACCCUUCAAGACCUUCAACUGCGAUACAUCAUAUGCAUGUCAUCAGCGCGGGAGACGCUCUAGCCACGACACUUUCGGCUCUCUACGGCAAACUUUUGGUUGUGAUGGGCAUCGCCUUCCCAAUGGCUGAAGUUAUCUCCACAUACAUUCCGCCCUCGUUUUACGAGGGCUUCUAUUUGUACCUGUACAUCGGCAGUAUGGUCUUCCUUUUGUACAUGUAUGCAGCCCUCCUCAGGGACAGGUCCCGUAAUGCUGCAGACACUACGGUUGUUGCAAAAUCGGAGUCAUCUUCGUCACCAUCAGAAUCAUCAUCGGAGUCAUGUUCUUCUCGAACUGAGCGGAGCACAGCGACAGCUGCGCACGCGCCGCCUAUGUAUUUAGGGAAAAGGUUCUCGUUGGGGUUCGCACUGGCGACCACGUCGGGGGUACGGACGCAUCAUUAUGGCAGCUUCUAUUUACGGAUGGGCGCCGUUGCAUUCGGGAUCGGGUCAAUGAUCUAUUCGGGUCUGGAGUUCGGACAGUAUUGGGAGUUGGAGGCUAACACCAACUGCCACAAUGUGCUACUGGCGCUGACGCCUGCCACGCGGAUGGCCUUUAUCUUCAUACAGAUGUAUUUCAUCUUUCUUAACAACGAGAUGAAAGUAUACAAACACAAAAUAGUUGCGAGAUUUGGCUUGAUGCAUAUGGUUGGCACAAACCUCAGCGUGUGGCUGAAUGUACUAGUGCAGGAGACCAAACACGAGAUACUCACGUUCUAUGAUCCAGAGAACAAAAAUAUCAGCCUUUCACAUCGACUUGCGUUCCAGAAGGCUUUCCCAGCGCUGGAUACAGAGGUGCCUGCGUCCCACCCAGCAGCAGCGCAUCUUCGAGUGCCCCGAGGUCUAAAGGGUCCUCACCACAUCUUCGAAUGUCGUCGAACUAACAUCAUGGGUUCGCUCGUCCAAGACGCCUCACCGUUCCUAUUUCCCUGCACUAUUGAAUAUUCGCUUAUUUGUGCUGCAAUUCUAUACGUCAUGUGGAAAAAUAUCUCCAAAUACCCAUCUAAGGACGUCGCGGCGGCAAUCGCCAAAGCUCGUCUCCUCGAAGGUUUGGCGUACAAGAAGUCACCCCAUCUCUACAGCGUUGACUGCGCUAGAGCUCACAAAGGCCUGUUUUUUGGCAUUCUGGUGUUAGUCCUAACAAUCAUAUCACUCAUCCUCUUCUUUGUGCUCGUAUCGAGAAAGGAAUAUGCAACCUUGGCCGUGGUGGAAGUGAAUUUAUGCGAGUUGGUUCUUUAUGCAAUGACAACACUAGCCAGUUUGGCAGGAAUGGUUUGUGUGAGAAAAUUGAAAUACGAUGGAAAUAGAAAUCUGGAACUGGACAAUAUUUUGCUUGUCGGAGCACAAACCGGUAUGUUUAUCUACGGUACAUUUACUAUAAUUGGAGGCCAGUUCACUAUAGAAAAGAACACGAUAUUAAUAUUGGUAACAGCUUUAUCGUCGCUGAUACAGACGACUUGUCAGACAAUGUUUAUUUUGGAUGCGAGUAGAAGAUCUGCUAAAACUCCAGAGCAACUGAGGAAGAAGCCUGGGAGAGAAAUUGUGACAUUCCUUUUAGUGACUAAUCUUGCUAUGUGGGCCAUUAACACGUUGGAGAAGUCUCGAGCAGAGUCGCAUCCGGUUCAGUUACACUUUUAUGGCCUCUGGGCGUGGACGAUUAUCACACACGUAUCCAUGCCGUUAGCAAUCUUCUACAGGUUCCACUCGACAGUGUGUUUGUGCGAGAUCUGGAAACGGGCUUACAAGAUGAAGCCGGCCUAUAUGUAGCGACCGGUGCCUAGAUACAGGUACAAGUACUAAAGGCUCAUCAGGCAAGGACAUUAUAUAGAGUAGAGAAGUGGCGUUGGUAGUUUGGUGUUUAAAAUAGUGCCAUAGAUACGAAGUAGAGUGGUCGCCGGAUCGUACACAUCCCAGCACAUAUUGUGUGAUAUAUUCUCGAUAACGUUAUUGUAAAAAGCUUUUUGUAUUAUAGUCAUAUUCGCGUCACAUAAUUAUUCUCUGUUCAUCCGGUCGCACUUGCCCAUGUUAAUUUUGAAGUUGACUGCUUAAAUGUUAAGUUAUUCUAUUUAAAUAUUUUAAUGUGUUAUUUAUUUGUAGCUUCAUUGAACGCUUUAACUAGAGGAACUGAUAUGUUGAAGAUUAUUAUUAUUACGACAGUAUUUCAUAGCCCGUCUAGGGUUAGAUUUUUAUUAUUAGCGCUUGAUUACACGCUAUAUUUUCCUGCGAUUGUAGUUUUAAAAAUAUAUUGUUGUAUUCGUGAAUAUUAUUAUUGUAUAAGACUUGUGUUCAUAGCUCAUCCUAUUUAUGUACAUUUAGAUUUAUCGUCGAUUAUAAACUUUUUACUCAAGUUCAUAAUUAUACAUUCCAUUUGAUUGUGAAUCCGUUUGCAGCAAAAUUUCAAAAUGCCCAGGAUUCAAAUUCAUGUCUUCCAAUAGGUUACGUUGUUUUGUACGUUUUUUGCCUUUUUAUUGUCUUUAAUUACAAUAGCCUUCUUAGUGUUUCAGAGGGAACAAUAAUAUCGACCUAAACAUACAUAUUUUUUGUAACGUUUUUGAGCAAGUCUUUAAUUCAAGAUUGUAAAAUUAAAAGACAUUUUUAUUGACGAAGACUUGUAGUCUAAUCAGAUUUUUAGAAAUUUUGUAGCGAUAUUUUUGCGAUAUAAAGUAGUGUCUGUAUUUUCGAAAAAUUUUUGAACAAAUAGCGGUUAUUGAACACCGAGGACCCAAUAGUUAGACAAAAGGUAUAACACCAAAGUAUUAUAUUGUGAAGUAGGAAUUAUUGGAGCUUACUACGGAAGUAGAGUAUUUUCUCUUAGAUCGUCUAUAAGCGCUCGGUAGGGUACAUAACACCAAAUUCAUGAGAUUAUUUCGUUUAUAGACUUAGUGGCUAUUUCGUCCAGAAAUUUUCAACUGUUCAUUAACGAUUAUACAAAAACAAUGAACGUCAAAUAUUAUAUGAAAGCAAUAAUUGCGAAACAAAACUUUGCUCAAGAAUUCAAGAUAAUGUAGUUGGUAUUGGGGGCGAUUCACAAACAAACUAUUGGCUUUGUAGAACGCACUUAUCAAAAAACUAUUAUUCAAACUUAUUAUGUACACUUACCUUCGUCACUUAUACAGUCUAUUUACAUCGGGUAAGAUUGUUGCCACAUCAUUGUACAUCAAAUUUAAAAAAAAACUUGUCAACACCUAAAUGACCAAUUAUUAAGCAAGAAUUUUCAGUCCAUCGUGCGUGUAGUAUUGCACAAGGCCAUAAAGUGAUGUACCAUUUUUAUGUAAUUAAUAGUACGUACUAUGAUUGUAAUAAAUGUUUGAUAUUGUAACAAGCAAUAACGUUCGUAUACCUCAGAUACUCGUAAAUCUCAUUUUUAUCAAUUUUGUAUUAAUGAUAGUUAAGUUAAAUCUAGAAUCUGUUGCUUGAAUAAUAAUUUGCGUUAGGUUAUGGUCCCAGUUUUCAGAGAUUUUAGAAAACGAAAAAGUUUGAUAACUCUUUUAUAUUUAUGAAUUAAUCGUAGUAAUUUAUACAAUUUAUUGUAGUGUAAAAUAUUAUGAACUUAUAAAUAAGCUAUUUAAAUGGAAUACUCAAAUAAUGAAGAAUGUAGCUUUAAAUUACGAAAUCAAUACAUACCAAACUUAUGACAAUGACAUUGAUGCUUUUCUUGGCUCAAAUUUUUCUAUGAUAUAAUAUUUUCUAUUUGUGAAUACUUAUGCUUAUAAUUUUAUAAAUUACUUCUAAAAGUAUACUUGAAAAGCAUCUAUCUUUCCUUGCCAUCCCUUCAUUAUAUUUGUGCUGGAGAAUGUUUCCGCUAUUUUGAUAUAAAAGUAAGAAAUUGCAAUAAACAAUGUAAUAUCACGCAGCCUUUGUUAUUGUGGAUUUGGGUGUUUGGUAUAUCACAGCUUCAAAGCUUUACAUAAACUCUUUAAUGUACCAUAUUCACAUUACGUAAAGUCGCCAUUACGGUAGAAAAAAUUGACAAACACUUUGUUGACUUGCAUCAUUAACAACACAAUGGUGGACCUCAAAAGCCCAAACGUUGUCAAUUCAAAGUUCAAAAAAGGACUUGAAAGCCUUUAAAUGUUCUGUAAACAUAUAUUAUCUUUCUUUGAACUGAUAGAGGGUGCAAGAUGAUGACGAGGGACCGUCCCCUCGGCUCUCUAACCCAUGAGAAGUGGAUUCAAAUCUCACAAUCCAUAUGGGUGAGAAAAUCAGCACCAGCUAUGACAUAUUUUUAAUAAAAGUAGUGCGUUUCUAUUAAAACAUUAUGAAAUCUGCUUAAUAUCUUUCAAUAUCCACCUACGCCUAUACCAAAUAUUUGUUAGAUGCCUUUUUAUCUAAGUCCAUUACGGCAUUUUGUAAAAUACAUAGUGAUACUAGAGUUAUUUCUAACUAUAUACUUAUUUGUGAAGCUAUUUAUUUGUGUAGGAGAGAUUGCUGAUAGGUCUAAGAUUGUCUUCAUGGAUGUUUAAUGUUUACAAGCGAAUAAAAAAUCUUGAAA
Hyposmocoma kahamanoa is the source of this 5496-nucleotide messenger RNA. Its product is annotated as proton channel OtopLc-like. Gene Ontology annotation, cellular component: membrane. NCBI's taxonomy places the organism in Eukaryota, Metazoa, Arthropoda, Insecta, Lepidoptera, Cosmopterigidae. The record is from RefSeq and is a predicted model, not a curated record. Gene Ontology annotation, biological process: proton transmembrane transport. Gene Ontology annotation, molecular function: proton channel activity. The transcript is spliced from 10 exons. The coding region runs from base 387 to 2771 and encodes 794 amino acids.